Molecule: messenger RNA, 3623 nt
Organism: Cydia strobilella
Lineage: Eukaryota; Metazoa; Arthropoda; Insecta; Lepidoptera; Tortricidae
Product: myoneurin-like
Exons: 12
Coding region: 138-1742 (534 amino acids)
Biological process (GO): regulation of transcription by RNA polymerase II
Cellular component (GO): nucleus
Molecular function (GO): RNA polymerase II cis-regulatory region sequence-specific DNA binding; DNA-binding transcription factor activity, RNA polymerase II-specific; zinc ion binding
Source: RefSeq, a predicted model, not a curated record
AUGCGUGACUCGGAACUAAUCUAUCGACGCCGGCUUUAUCCCGCCAUUUUGGCAUUGUAGUUUCCGGUUGACAAAUUAUGCACGAUUUUGUGAUAUUUUAGCGUGGACUCAGUGUUUCUCGUGUUUUUUACACCAAAAUGGAUUGGCAAUUAACCUGUCGAGUAUGUUUGGAAACUGGCGAUAUGGUAUCUUUAUUCGAUUGGGAUGAAAAUAACGAACAACUCGGUGACAAGUACACUUACUGCUGUGGCGUGGAGGUGACGAAAAAUGAUUCUUUGCCCACGCUUAUCUGUCUGAACUGCGUGGACCGUUUAACAUUCGCGUUUCAGUUCAAACAGCAGUGUUUGUCGUCGAACGACACUUUGAAAGAAUGUCUGGAGGAGUUUACAAGGAGCUCUGCCGCUGUGACGGCUUCUUCGUCCAAGAAAACCGUAACAGAAACGGAAACGAUAAGCAUAAAGCAAGAAAACGGUCUGCUGUUGCAAUAUGAGCUGCCUGUGGAGCAUGACCCUCAGAUCCAGUGGACGCGGACAGUUACAAAGACUCCUAACAAUGCUGUGGUGACUAAGGCUCCCAAGGCAAGGGGCAGGGGACGGCCGAGGAAGUAUCCUAACAACCAGGGUCAGAUUGAGAUAUCUCCAUACCAACGCAAGAAGCAGAAGGAACCUCAGAAAGAGCAGGAGUCCCUCACAUCACUGCUGGCUUCUGGCUCCCUUGACCUCAAGCAGGAGCCUGGGGAAGAUGAGGAACCAUUUGACAGUGCUGACUUUGCUGGAGGUGAUGAUCCUGAUUUUGAACCUGAUGAGGAAGCAGAUUCCGACGGAGGCCUUAAAAAAGCGGUCACAACACCACGUAAGCGGGGUCGGCCGCGCAAGGUGGUGGCAGAGAAAUCUGAAGAAGGUGACGACGGCGAAGAUAUGUUGCUGAAAGAGACCAUCAUGGCCUUCUCAGAGCCCAUCCCGGACCAUAUCCUCAACCCCAAGCCGCGGCAAAAGUAUACCACCAAGAAGCGAUAUGUCUAUGAGAAAACGCACACUUGCGAGACUUGCGGGUCCUCGUUCACGUCCAACGCGUCGUUGCAGGCGCACAUUCGACGCCAUUUGGGCAUCAAACCGUUUGUCUGCAGCGUAUGUGGCUACUCGUGCGUGAUGAAAGAAGCACUUAAGCGGCACAUGCUUCGGCACACCGGUGAGCGGCCUUACAAGUGCCGCAUAUGCGACCGGCGCUUCGGAGACUUCGGCACUAGGCAGAAACACGAGAGGUUGCACAUGGGCGUCCGUCCCUACCAAUGCUCGCUGUGCGGCAAGGCGUUCACCUACUCAUACGUGCUGGCUAACCAUAUGCUAACACAUACCGGCGAGAAGAAAUAUUCAUGCGAACCAUGCAACAAGAAGUUCACAAAAGCCCACCACCUCAAAUAUCACAACAAGGUGCACCACCAGGAACUCUACAUCCAGCAACAGCUCGAGCUGGAAGCCAAGAAGAUCAGACAGCAGAUCAACGUGUCCGGUCUAACUGGCGUUCUUUCCGGACAGAUUGUGGAUGGAACGUUGCAGCUCAUACAGACUCAAGAGGAAGAUGGAGAUCAGGAGCUACAAAUGCACGUGGUGGAGGAGGAGGAGGAGGAGGAGGCCGAGAACGAAGACAGCGAGGCCAAGGAGACCGACCGGGCCGUCGCGGGCAUGCAAGCGGUCGUGUUAGACAGCGAAUUCUCUAUGGAAGAAGACGACAAGACACAAUAAAGUAAUAAAUCUUAGAAUCACAGUAAUGUUAAAUAAUCUGUUAGUUAGACAUAGUAAAAGUAAAGCUCCGAAGCUCCGUCGUAUAUACGAAACCAUCAUGUUGUUGCCAAUUAUUUUCAUUGGAUCUAAUUGAAUCGCCUCACAUGUUGGCCACCACAGACUAAACACAGACAAAUCAAAAUUCAGAGGUGGAUUGUCUAGCUCUGAUAACUUUAGAUCAGGCGUCCUAGCCAAAAUCACAAUCUUUGAUACAAAACGCCAAUCGAAACUUACAUAAUGUACUGCCGUACAGAAAGGGCAUUUCCUAAUAAACCGAAGUUUCAAGGAUUCAGGGACGCAUCAUGCUGUCCCUUUCUAAUGUAUGGCACUAUCCCUUUCGGCUAUUUAGGGUUGUCAAAAUUCAAGUCAUUAUCUUAUCCGUGGUUGUGCACGCAAAGGGACGUCAAGUUGUGUCAACCCUAAUAAUUGCUCGGAGCAAUGCUGAGCCGAACGGAGCCGAGAAUGCCCGAAAGGAGGAGUGUCCCCACUCCCCCCCACUGAUAAUGUAUGGAAAUGGUCACGUGACGUUUUGUAGCAUCUGUCCUGAUACAAUUUUGAUAUUCGUUUGGAGUAUGUCGAUGUACGACUGUUAUCUUGGCUAUCUGUAAAAAAGUUUUAAUUUUUAACCAAAUUGUCUAUGACAAAAAAAAAGUCUACUCUGGCAAACCCACUUUGUCAGUAGAAAAAGGCGCGAAAUUAAAAUUUUGCUUCUUCUUCUUCUUCUUUUAAAAUUAUGGCUUCAGCCCAGUGGGACUAUUUCGCCAGUAUCAAGGUAUUGAGAGGUUUACAAACGACAAAAAUUGUACGGUUGUACAAGACAGUGUACGGUGAUUUGUUAGCUCUUGUAAAUCGAUAGCUAGUCUUUACAAGAAGCACGUGGACUACCGGCCGUUGACUCCAAGAUGGUGGUUAAACGCGCUUCAAAAUUAAUUCUCCAUUCACUGCACACUACCACAUUAGUUUACUGUAUAAUAAGCUAUCGAUAUUACACUUUAAACAAUAUUAAUAAGCAAAAAACAAAGUAAUUAAUCACGAUGCUAACUAUCAAGAUGGCGCUCGAACCGGAAGUCCUAAAAUUUUGCUAUGGGAUUACAAUCUUUCGCGCCGACUUUUUUUUAAAUUUGCCGCCUUUUGCGGUAAUCUGUCAGUUAGAACCAAAUAAAUUCAGAUCGAAUUGUCUAUGAAAAAUAAUUGUCAUAUAGCACGUAUUACCGAGGCUGGGAAGACUAUAACGGGCUUUAUAACGAAGUAGCGCGACUUGCGGUAAGAUGUACAGUCACCGUCAGAUAUAUCGGAGCGGCCGAGGAGCUCAAAAAUAUCUGAACACGCACUCUUAACGCCUUGACAAUAAAGGUGUGUACAGAUAUUUAUGAGCACAUUGGCCGCUCCGGUAAUUCCGGUAUAUCUGAUGGAGACUGUACUUGUCGUGCGGUUUGUGAUUGUCGUUUAUGCCGUUUGAACAUGACAAAUGGUAUAUAAAUAUUCCGGUUAGUUCCUUGUGGGAGCAAAUGGUAUUUUAAAAUAAAUAUAUAAAUAAUGGUAAACGUAAACCCAUUUGUUUACACUUUUAGUAUUAGUUUCUUCUGUAGUAAAUAUUUUAUAAUGUAAUGAAAAAAUAUGUAAUAAUUGACAAACAUGACAUUUAAUUACAUUUGUAAAUAUGUAUUCCAUUGCCUUUUAUCACUUUUAUUGUCAUACUUUUAUUUUAUGAAAUAAGUAAAUACCUAAAAUUAGGUAUGUUAUGUAUUGACGUAGUUUAAUUAGUAAACAAGUUAUUUUAUUGUAUAUUGUCGGUUACUGUUAUCUGUCUGUAACUUUUAAAUAAUACAAUCAUGGAAGAAA